ACUUGUGUGUCAAUGCUGAAAUGUUUUCUGUGUGUGUUACAGGAUGAUGAAUGGUACUAAGAGAACUCCUCACAGGAAAUACAGGAUCUUCCAGCAUACGGAAAUGAAUUAAUGCCACUGAAAAAGUAGCUCUAAACUCACCUUUUUACUGAAGGAGAAAGAGAAGAUAAAUCCUUAUGUGGGCUUUUUGCCAAACCAAUGGGGGAAAGAGGGGAGACCUCAAUUUCGGCUGUGUGCUUAAUGGGUAAAUUUAUCUGAUUUGAAUUAUACGAAAUAAUAGGUUAGUUCUAUUCAAGUCUCAUCCCAGACCCACCCCCCUUUUCCAGCCCUAGGGGAGGGAGCGUUAAAUAAUGGUCUUUGUAAACUGAUGCCCAUGCAGUAAGAGUUUGGAGGAGUGCUGCUUGUACAAGUUAACGCGGGCAGCGAAGAAGGAGCAACCAAAUAAAAAGCAGCUGCAGGAGCAAAGUGGACCUUGCUGAAAUUAAAAGACAUGUCUUUCUUCACGAGAGUUCUGGCCAUGAAAUGCAAGCAGACGCUUGAAUCCGAGGGAACUUCCUUCUACCGUGCGCUUUUUGCCAGCAGGUUUCACCAGCUGCCCAAACUUUCCAGCAGCCAGUCCCUGGAGGUGCAGAAUAACUCCCCAGCGGCGGCAGAGAACAAAGGCGAGGCGACGGUGGCGAGCUCGGGGCGCGCAGGGGAACUGCUGGAGCCCGCCCCGCGCCGGCUUGGCAGGGUGAAGAGCCUGCACGAAAUGCCCGGACCCAACACCCUCUACAAUCUCUACGAGUUCUUCUGGAAGGACGGCUUCGGCCGCAUCCAUGAAAUCCAGCAAAAACACACUCAGGAGUAUGGAAAGAUCUUCAAGUCUCACUUUGGUCCCCAGUUUGUUGUAUCCAUUGCAGAUCGAGAUAUGGUUGCUCAAGUCCUCCGAGCAGAAGGUAGAGCACCACAAAGAGCUAACAUGGAAUCCUGGCAGGAGUACAGAGACUUGCGAGGGAGAGCCACUGGACUUAUUUCUGCGGAGGGGGAACAAUGGCUAAAAAUGAGAAGUGUACUGAGGCAGAAAAUUCUGAAACCCAAAGAUGUGGCUGUUUACUCUAAGGGAGUCAAUGAGGUAAUCACAGACUUAAUUAAGAGAAUCCACACCCUCAGAAGUCAGGAGGACGAUGGGCAAACAGUGACCGAUGUUAACAACCUUUUCUUCAAGUAUUCAAUGGAAGGUGUGGCAACUAUUCUGUAUGAAUGCCGGUUGGGCUGCCUGGAAAACCACGUCCCGCUGCAGACAGUUGAAUAUAUUGAGGCUCUGGAGUUGAUGUUUAGUAUGUUUAAGACCACUAUGUAUGCAGGUGCUAUUCCCAAAUGGCUUCGUCCACUUAUUCCAAAACCGUGGAGGGAGUUCUGCAGAUCCUGGGAUGGACUCUUCAAAUUUAGUCAGAUCCAUGUUGACAACAAAUUGAAGGCUAUUCAGUCUCAGCUGGAUCGAGGAGAAGAAGUGAAUGGUGGGCUACUUACAUACCUCCUAGUGAGUAAGGAACUUACUUUGGAAGAGAUCUAUGCCAAUAUGACUGAAAUGCUUCUGGCAGGAGUGGACACAACUUCUUUUACUUUGUCCUGGGCAACAUACAUGUUGGCGAAGCACCCCAAGGUUCAACAAUGUGUUUAUGAGGAAAUAGUCCAUAAAGUAGGGAAAGACCAAGUUCCUGUUGCUCAUGAUAUCCCAAAAUUGCCUUUGAUUAGAGCUGUGCUGAAAGAAACCUUGAGGUUAUAUCCAGUAUUGCCAGGAAAUGGAAGAGUGACCCAAAAAGACUUGAUAGUUGGAGGAUACUUGAUACCUAAAGGGACGCAGCUGGCACUCUGUCAUUAUGCUACUUCAUACAGUGAAGAAAAUUUCACAAUGGCAGAUGAGUUCCGACCUGAGCGCUGGCUGAGGAAAGAUAACUUUGACAGAGUAGACAAUUUUGGUUCCAUCCCCUUUGGUUAUGGCAUUCGAAGUUGCAUAGGAAAAAGAAUUGCAGAGUUGGAAAUUCAUCUUGCAUUGAUUCAGUUGCUUCAGAAUUUUGAGAUCAAAAUUUCUCCCAAAACUGAACCAGUUCAUGCCAAAACUCAUGGACUUUUGACUCCUGGAAACUCCAUCAAUGUGAGAUUUUCUGACAGAAAGUCUUCACUUUAUUCCUUUUGUUUUUCUCUCCUGCUGUUAUUUCCAAUUGUCUCCAUCUUAAACAGAAUGGAGUUGUAUUUGCCAGAGCCAGCUGACAUCCCAAAGGAGACAUGUUGCAAAGUUCUGUUUAAAAGUCCGCAAAUUGACUAUUUGACUCCAUAACUCCGCCUGGUUUUGUUGACUGGGGGACCAAGGAGCCCAGGCCUUGAAUCCAAAUUUGGAUUCUGUAUGGUGACCUCCUCUGCAUUGUCAGCAUCGUUAGAAACACCACCCACUGCUAUGUUGUGGUACAUUUGCUACUUGGUAUCAGUCCCUAAUUAAUGACUGUAGGAGAGGGAAGAGGUAUUCUAAAAUGCUCUUUAAAGCAUUUGAGUCUUUUAAUGAAAACAGAAAGCUUGUGAUUUUUUUUAAUAGAGUAUCUACCCAUGUAAGUUGUCUUUUAUACAUAAUAAAAUAUUUAUAUGGAA
Pezoporus occidentalis (night parrot) is the source of this 2625-nucleotide messenger RNA. RefSeq names its product cytochrome P450 27C1. The coding region runs from base 491 to 2320 and encodes 609 amino acids. The transcript is spliced from 10 exons. Gene Ontology annotation, biological process: glucocorticoid biosynthetic process; C21-steroid hormone biosynthetic process; cellular response to peptide hormone stimulus. Lineage: Eukaryota; Metazoa; Chordata; Aves; Psittaciformes; Psittacidae. Gene Ontology annotation, cellular component: mitochondrial inner membrane. Gene Ontology annotation, molecular function: monooxygenase activity; iron ion binding; oxidoreductase activity, acting on paired donors, with incorporation or reduction of molecular oxygen. The record is from RefSeq and is a predicted model, not a curated record.